AUGGCGACCAGGAUUUUCCGCUGGACAGACCUCAUUAUUACAAGGCCGCCGUCCCCUUCCCCAAUCAGCAAAUUGCAGGGAGGCGAAGAUCUCCUGAUAGAAAUUCUUAGCCGCGUCGGCGACACAAGAUCCGUCUGCAAGCGAUGGAACUCACUCAUCUCCACUCCCUACUUCUCCCGCCGUUUCGUUUCCCGGUCUUCCUCCGUCGCCGCGGAGCCGCCUCUUCUGAUCCCCUCGGGCGUCCGGGGACCGAUCUGGAGCUUCCUCCCUGUCCCCGAAGAAAUCCCCUUCGGCGCAAUCGUCCUGGAUUGCGCCGAGGACCUGCUCCUCCUCGCGUUCGAGGAUUGGAGCGGGAACAACCAUCGCGAGCUGCGAAGGUCGUACUUGGUCUGCAAUCCGUUUACGCAGCAGUGGGUCGCCCUGCCUCUAGCCCCCGAAAGGUCGGCUAAAUCGAUCGCGCGAAUAUUAGUUCGCCGCGAUCAGCAGCCGAGGAGGAUUCUCGACGACGGAAAAGAAGUAGCAUCUGAAUUCUGCGUCGUGAUCAUGUCCGACUGGUACUCGGAGCUGGACGUGUUCUAUUCUAUAUCUCGGAGCUGGAGCAAACCACCUGUCGAGGGAUCGCUGAUCUCUUCGUCGUCAUGGGACGUUGCGGUUUCUUGGAAUGGGAAGUUUUAUUGGAAGAAUCGUCACAGAGGAUUGCUUGUUGGGUGGAAUCCUUUCGGCCUACUCGACGACGAAGAUGAUGAUAUUUAUCAUAUAUCAUUACCACCAGCUUUAAUUAGUGCUAAUCAUUUGGAAUCUUCAUCCACCAUUUGGGUCUCGCGAGGUGUUUUGCACAUGAUUCUGCGGGAAAAGAUGUACAAGGAAGAUGAUUAUUUGAGCGUGUGGAGAUUAGCAGGAGGAGGAGUUGGGUGGAGGAGAAGAGUCAACUCUCGACUAUCUGCUUUGAUCCCCAAUCUCUCUCUCUCGGCAACGGCAGCAAUGGCGACCCUGCAGCCGACGAUCAGCAUAUUGGGAGACGACGACGAUCUCCUCGAGUAG
Molecule: messenger RNA, 1041 nt
Organism: Linum tenue
Lineage: Eukaryota; Viridiplantae; Streptophyta; Magnoliopsida; Malpighiales; Linaceae
Source: the annotation of a GenBank genome assembly